AUGUAUUUAAGGGUGACUGCCAAUUUUUCAGCAGCAAACUUAUUAGGAGAGGGUGGUUAUGGUCAUGUAUUUAAGGGUGAACUCAAAGAUGGACAACUCAUUGCAGCAAAAGUACGGAAAGAAGCAAGUGCACAAGGAUUUGUAGAAUUUCAUUCUGAGAUACAAGUUCUGAGUUUUGCUCGUCACAAGAACAUAGUGAUGCUGUUAGGAUAUGGUAGCAAGGAGAACUUAAAUGUUUUGGUGUAUGAAUAUAUUUGCAACAGGUCUCUUGAUUUUCACUUGUUUGCACAUUCAUUACGUGGAUUGCUGCAUCCUUCAUCCUUGAUAUUGAAGCAGAGGGAGAAGGAUGAUGGAAUGUCUUCAGGCUUGCAAUUUGAUGAAGUGAGUGGGGUGAGUUUCAAAAUUAUACCAACUGCUCAGAAAGAUCAUGGGCAGGAGUUGAAGUUGCAGUUUGUUUCCUACUCGAAGAAUAUUUCUGAAAGGAACUGA
Molecule: messenger RNA, 489 nt
Organism: Momordica charantia (bitter melon)
Lineage: Eukaryota; Viridiplantae; Streptophyta; Magnoliopsida; Cucurbitales; Cucurbitaceae
Product: inactive protein kinase SELMODRAFT_444075
Biological process (GO): protein phosphorylation
Molecular function (GO): protein kinase activity; ATP binding
Source: RefSeq, a predicted model, not a curated record